Juglans regia (Persian walnut) is the source of this 2039-nucleotide messenger RNA. RefSeq names its product cytochrome P450 710A11-like. The transcript has a single exon. Lineage: Eukaryota; Viridiplantae; Streptophyta; Magnoliopsida; Fagales; Juglandaceae. The record is from RefSeq and is a predicted model, not a curated record. Bases 217 to 1752 code for a protein of 511 amino acids. Gene Ontology annotation, molecular function: oxidoreductase activity, acting on paired donors, with incorporation or reduction of molecular oxygen; iron ion binding; heme binding. Gene Ontology annotation, biological process: sterol metabolic process.
AUUCAAACCCAAAUUCCCCGGCAGUAAAAGCACUUGCCGCCCCCAAAACACCUUUCAAACAAACAUUUGAUCCUCCCCUAAGUACUACUUUACACCCCCUGUUUUUUUGACACCUACAUUAUAUAUAGUAUACCCUCCCACACGCCGGCCAUCUUAACCAUUUCCCUCUUCCUCUCCAACUCCAAAAAUAAAAAAGUAGAUCAACAAUAUACAUUAAUGAUCUCCAUCAUCAGUACCUCUGUCACCCCACUUUUGCCUUACCUCAUCUGCUUCGUUGUCUUCCUCAUCUUCUUCGAACAAGUCUCUUACUUGAAGAAGAAAAAAUGGGUCCCUGGUCCUGCGUUUGUCUUUCCCUUCCUCGGCAGCGCUACCUCUUUGGUCCGUCACCCCACCCACUUCUGGGACCUCCAGUCCUCACUCGCCAAGUCCUCCGCUCUAGGCUUCUCCGCUAACUACAUCGUCGGUAGAUUCAUUAUCUUCAUCCGCGACACCGACCUCUCCCAUAAGAUCUUCGCCAAUGUACGACCUGACGCCUUCCAUCUCGUUGGCCACCCGUUUGGUAAGAAGCUCUUCGGCGACCACAACCUCAUUUACAUGAUGGGUCAGGAUCACAAGGAUCUUCGCCGUCGCAUCGCUCCCAAUUUUACUCCCAAGGCGCUCUCCACCUACACUUCUCUGCAACAGAUUAUCAUCCUCGACCAUCUUAAGAAAUGGGUCCGCCUCUCGUCUCAGAGCGUGAUGAAACCGAUUGCACUGAGGAAUCUGGCUCGUGACAUGAACCUGGAAACUUCCCAGACAGUAUUUGUUGGUCCUUAUUUGGGCCGAGAGGCCCGCCAGAAGUUCAAGGUAGACUACACUCUCUUCAACGUUGGGCUCAUGAAGUUGCCCAUUGACUUUCCAGGGACGGCGUUUCGGAACGCCAGGCUCGGUGUUGACCGGUUGGUCAAAACUCUCGCUGUCUGUGCGGAACAGAGCAAGGUGAGGAUGGAGACGGGAGAGGAGCCGUCUUGUUUGAUCGAUUUCUGGAUGCAGGAGACUGUGAGGGAGCUGACGGCGGCAUCCAGAGCCGGCGAGCUAGCUCCUGCUCACACCAGCGACCUCGAGAUUGGCAGCUACCUCUUCGACUUUCUCUUCGCUGCGCAAGAUGCGUCGACGUCGUCGCUGCUGUGGGCCGUGACGCUCCUCGACUCGCAUCCUGAGGUGUUAGCAAAGGUUCGCGAGGAGGUUGAAUCCAAAUGGUCGCCGGACUCGGAUUCCUUGAUCACGGCGGAGCAGCUGGGGCAGAUGAAGUACACGCAGGCAGUGGCGCGUGAGGUAUUGAGGUACCGAACUCCGGCGACCAUGGUGCCCCACAUAGCCGGGGAGGACUUUCCGUUGACCGAAAAUUACACGAUUCCGAAGGGUACCAUCGUAUUUCCAUCGGUGUACGAAUCUUCAUUCCAGGGUUUCAGCGAACCGGACCGAUUCGAUCCGGAUAGGUUCUCAGAGGAGCGACAGGAAGAUCGGAUUUUCAAGCGGAACUACCUGGCGUUCGGAGCCGGGGCUCACCAGUGCUUAGGCCAGAGGUAUGCACUGAAUCACCUGGUCCUCUUCAUCGCGAUGUUCGCCACGUUGCUGGACUUCAGGCGCCACAGAACGGACGGCUGCGAUGAGAUUGCGUACGUCCCCACUAUUUGCCCCAAAGACGAUUGCAUGGUUUUCCUCUCGCAGCGGUGUGCACGGUAUCCGAAUUUCUCCGUACGAAAGGUCUAAAAUGCCCUUAUUCCCUGGAGCUGGUGGUGGUUGGGGUGGGGUAACAGGUAAUGUUGUUUGUUUGCCAUAUUUGUCGAGGGAUUGGUCAGGCCGUGUUUUUGUCUGUUCAUGUUGUAAUCUUUUCGUUUUUUUUUUGUAAAGAGCUUGUGGACGGUUAGGAUUCUUUGGAAAGGAGUGUGUGGAUCAUUGAAUGGUGGAUCAUUGGGUGGGCGUGGAGAAUCAUUUUUUAAAAAAAUAAAAAAUAAAAAGGGUCUGGGCCUGACUUCGAUAACAAACUCUAAAAACAC